Molecule: messenger RNA, 964 nt
Organism: Diorhabda carinulata
Lineage: Eukaryota; Metazoa; Arthropoda; Insecta; Coleoptera; Chrysomelidae
Product: protein Aster-C-like
Exons: 6
Coding region: 117-926 (269 amino acids)
Biological process (GO): intracellular sterol transport
Cellular component (GO): endoplasmic reticulum-plasma membrane contact site; plasma membrane; endoplasmic reticulum membrane
Molecular function (GO): sterol transfer activity; sterol binding
Source: RefSeq, a predicted model, not a curated record
UGAGAAGAUACACGCUGUUCAAUUUUUUUGUACAAUAUAUUUAUCAAUAAUGCUUGAAAAAAAUAAGAGAGAAACAAAACGGGAGUGAUGAUUUUCGAAAUUUGAUUUGUAUCGAAAUGGAAUUAAGAAAAACGCAAUAUUUAAGACAUUUCCCAAAUAUUGAAAAUGAGCAAAUAUUAAAAAGGUACACGUGUGCUUUAGUGAGCGAUUUUUUACGUCACGGGCAACUGUGUGUUACCGAAAAUUAUCUAGCAUUCCACUCUAAUAUAUUUGGUUACGUUACCAAGCUCUUGAUUCCGUUAUGUGGUAUAGAAGCUAUUACAAAGGAAAAAACGGCUAAGAUAAUUCCAAAUGCUAUAGGGAUAACCACUCCGGAAGGAAAAUAUAUUUUUUCAAGUCUUAUAUCAAGAGAUAAAACAUUUAAUUAUAUGACAAAAGUUUGGACGCAGGUUAAAAGUGAAGUUUCUAAUAUCGAUUUUUCGUGUUCAGGUUCAGGUUCAACUGUUUAUACAUCUGAAGAAGAAGAAGAAGAAGAAGAAGUGAAAAAAGAAGAAGUUAAUGAUUAUACUUCUUCCAGAAAUAUAAAAGAAAUUUCGUUACAAGAUUCGCUCAACUUUCAAUGGAAACAUUCAAAAAUCUACCACUUCAUAUAUUAUACGGCAAUAAUCCUCAUUGUUUGCCUUUUUAUAUCAUCCGGAAUAUUGUUACAACGAAUAUUUAAGAUACAUAGUAAAUAUUCAAAAGGCGUUGUAAUGGAGAAGGUGGUAAAAACAGGGCAGCAGAAAUCAUUUGGUUCCAUAAGCGGUUUCUUAGAUGAUAAGUUAUCUCUAGUUUCUACAGUGCGGGAAUCCUUGGAGACAUUUUAUACUUUAUUAGACAAGAAACAAGACGUCUAUACCAAAUAUUUUACGCACCAAAAAGUGUAAUCCUUUCUUUUUAAUAAAUGAAUAUGUCUAAAUGAAAA